Phyllopteryx taeniolatus (common seadragon) is the source of this 2487-nucleotide messenger RNA. RefSeq names its product visual system homeobox 1 homolog, chx10-like (gene vsx1). Gene Ontology annotation, molecular function: transcription cis-regulatory region binding; DNA-binding transcription factor activity, RNA polymerase II-specific. The transcript has 5 exons. NCBI's taxonomy places the organism in Eukaryota, Metazoa, Chordata, Actinopteri, Syngnathiformes, Syngnathidae. Gene Ontology annotation, biological process: regulation of DNA-templated transcription. The record is from RefSeq and is a predicted model, not a curated record. Bases 55 to 1083 code for a protein of 342 amino acids. Gene Ontology annotation, cellular component: nucleus.
CCCGUUGAGCGUGCGGGUCCCGAUCGGCGGCGGUGCGUCUUUGCGGCCUUCAUCAUGCUGGCGGGGGCGGGCGGCGUUCCUCGGCCGGCGUCGGAAGCGGCGCAGGACAAGUCCAAAGUCAAGUCGUCGUCUCCCGCCUUUCCCGAGAAGUCCCGCCUUCACGCUUCGGGCUUCCGGUCCAAAGGCUUUGCCAUCACGGACCUCCUGGGCCUGGAGUCGACGUCGGCGGCGUCCGGGGCGGGCGAGCCUCAGGGCGGCGGCGCCGGCGGCGGGGGUCCGGGCCAGACUCUGGGGGGUGCCUUCUCCUUUCCGGGCACUUCCCUACCCCUGGGUCUGGGCUUCCUGUGCAGUCUGGCGGCCCAGCAGCCCACCGGGUCAGCCGGGGGACCCCCCUGCUUCCUGCCGGGUCACCUGCCCCUCCUGCAGAGACCAGACGCCCGCUUCUUGCAUGGCGCCGACCCCCACGCGAACGCCUUCUCUGAUGAGGAGGUUCUGUCCGACCACAACGAGUCCAAAAGUUGCUCUUCUUCGCAGAAGAGGAAGAAGCGGCGCCACAGGACCGUGUUCACGUCGCACCAGCUGGAGGAACUGGAGAAAGCCUUCCACGAAGCGCACUACCCCGACGUCUACGCUCGAGAGAUGCUCGCCGUCAAGACGGAGCUGCCCGAGGACCGCAUACAGGUGUGGUUCCAGAACCGUCGCGCCAAGUGGCGAAAGCGGGAGAAGUGCUGGGGCCGCAGCAGCGUGAUGGCCGAGUACGGCCUGUACGGGGCCAUGGUCCGCCACUCCAUCCCGCUCCCGGAGUCCAUCCUCAACUCGGCCAAGAACGGCAUGAUGGGGUCGUGCGCCCCCUGGCUGCUCGGUGAGCCGCAUGCACGAAUGCACAAGAAGUCUUUGGAAAUGUCCAAAAAGACGAGCACGUGCUGCGCGGACCGUUCCGACUCCAAGCGCUCUUCGGAGGAAGGCCAGGAGAACGCGGCGGCGGCGGCGGAGGAGGAGGAAGAGGAGGAGGAGGCCAUGGAUUUGUCCAGUUCCUCCAAACAGCAGCAGGACGACGUCGGCGCCGAGCAGCAGUGCUCUUGAGGGCGCUGCCUGCCUGCGCCUUCCGCUGCGGUGACCGGCGUUCUUCGCAUCCCGCGAACGCGUCCGGAGCGUCCGGUUACCGUCGCGACGCACCCGCACGGAACGUCCCGUCGCCAAGACGACAACCGCUCGGAGCGUCCCGGAGCUCCAUCUCCACAAAGACGCUGCGACAUUUGCACACGAGUGUUCGCGUGCUAAAUAGUUAGCCACCAGCGGCUGUGUGGCUAAAUGCUAAAUGCUCAUUUUGGAGAGAAGGGAUAUGACGUUGGCGUCGUUAGCAGUGUGUCAAAUAUGGUCAUAAAUAUCCAUUUUCUGGAGUGCUUCUCCUCGCGCUGGAGCCAAUCCCAGCCAUCUUCGGGCGAGAGGCGGGGACACCCCCCGACCGGUCACCAGCCAAUCGCAGGGCACAUAGAAUCAAACAAGCGUUCGCACGCGCAUUCACACCUACGGGCAAUUCAGAGUCCCCAAUCCACCUAGCACGCAUGUUUUUGGGAUGUGGGAGGAAAGCAGCGUACCCAGAGAAAAGCCGCGCAGGCACGGGGAGAACAUGCAAACUCCACACAGGCCGGGCCGGAUUUGAACCCCGGUCCUCAGAACUGUGAGGCGGAUGUGCGGUCGGUCACCGUGCCGCCAUGUCAAUAAAUAUGUGGUUGUAAAUACCCGAUUAUCGGUGACGUGCGGUGAGGUUCUUGGGGCGCUGACUACGUCACGUGACUGACUGGCGCUCAACACUGCCACAUGCUGGUUCGGCACCGCACAUACCAGACUCCACUGUGCACUUUUAGUGACCUUUCUGGUUGAUAACAAAGACUAAAUGUCACACACUUUCAUGAAAUAUAUUAGAUAGUCUGUUCGACGUCAGUAAGUGCAGUACAUGUGCGAUAAAACGUAUAUUAUUGGCGAUGUAAUGAGGAAACGCCAAUGUCUCUGGUGACCAAUCGCAGCCCGCCUGAACGGAUGCGUGCGUGCGUGGUCUCUCGAACCGUCGUGGGAGCGAUGACUCAACGUGACUCGAUCUGCGCUUCCUAUGCAUUUGAACAGGACAUUUGAAACUUCUGCUAUUUUAAGGAUGAAAUCGUUUGAAAACGAAAUAAAAUGCAACAGCAAGGUUUUUUUUGACUCUUCACAUGCAGUGGAACGGAAAGACCACCAGGGGGCAGUGCGGCUCUGCCUCACUCGCCGACCCUGACCGCACGUCACUGCCGAGGAGGACCUUUUGUCACAACCGCGUUUGUGUUUUUACUGUUAAUGACGGGCCCAUUGUUUUGUAUUUAUUGAUGUGAGUUUAAUUGUUUCGCAUGUCAUGCUUCACUUUUGUCUGACAUUGAAUUAUAAUAUUUAAUAUUGAAGUUUUUAUGAUUGGAACAGCCGAAGCUGCAGAAUAAAAACACAAAUAUUUUUGGA